Columba livia (rock pigeon) is the source of this 2266-nucleotide messenger RNA. It is a transcript of the gene SHISA8, whose product is annotated as shisa family member 8. Lineage: Eukaryota; Metazoa; Chordata; Aves; Columbiformes; Columbidae. Gene Ontology annotation, biological process: regulation of AMPA receptor activity; regulation of short-term neuronal synaptic plasticity. The record is from RefSeq and is a predicted model, not a curated record. Gene Ontology annotation, cellular component: dendritic spine membrane; AMPA glutamate receptor complex; postsynaptic membrane. The transcript is spliced from 4 exons. The coding region runs from base 625 to 1749 and encodes 374 amino acids.
CUGCCGCCCGGUGGCGGCGGGGAGCCUGGCAGAGGACUCGGUGAAGGACCUUCUCCGGUUUCCUCGGGAGGCUGUCAGGCGGCGGGGGAGCCGAGCCCCCCGCGCCUCGCUGGCCGCGCCGGCUCCCUCCCCCCGCCCUCCUCCUCCUCCUCCUCUUCCUCCUCCUCGUCCUCCUCCUGCUCCUCCCGCCCUGGUGCGAAGGGCUUUCGCUGCUUUUCCCUUUCCUCCUGCCUCCCCUCGGCGGAGCGCGGUGCCGGGAGGCGCGGGCAGAGGCGCGGGGAUGGGGCGGCCGCCGGUCCCCGGCCCGCCCGCCCGCUCCCGCUGCCCGCCGCCGCCUCCCGCCGGCCGGGAAGGGGACGCGGCGGCUCUCCCCCGCCGCCCGCAUCGCCUCCUGCGCUGAAUUUCUGCCCGUCAGCCGAUCUGGGGAGAGGCAGGGAGGGGGUACGUCCCCUCGCACUUUUUUUUCUCCCCACUUUUUAUUUCUUUCCCCCGCUCCCCGGCCUCUUUUUUGCCUUUUCCCCAUCACCUCCUUUCCCCCUUCAGCCCGUUUCUCCUCCGCGGGGGCUCUUCGGCGGCCAUGCGGUCGGUCCCGGGCGAGCGGUUCUAACUCGCCCCCUCGCCCGGAUGGCUCCCCGAAGCCGCGGGCGGAUGGAGCCGAGCUACGUCGUAGGGAUCUGCUGCCUGGUGUUGCUGGAGCCGGGCCGUGUAUGGAGCGGCGAGACCAGCACCGGGGCGUCCAGUGAGAGCGGGAACAUCAGCCAAGCACCAUCGGUGGAGACCACGGCACCCGCGCCCACCGGGGCAGCACCAGCUGGGGGGGACCGCUGCCGCGGUUACUACGAUGUGAUGGGGCAGUGGGACCCACCAUUCAACUGCAACGCCGGCAUCUACCAGUACUGCUGCGGGACAUGCGGGUACCGCUUCUGCUGCCAGUUCAAGCCCGGGCGGCUGGACCAGAGCGGCUGCUCCAACUAUGACACCCCCAACUGGGUCAACACAGGUCAGCCGCCUGCCCGGGUGGACGAGACCCCUGAGGACCCCACUCGUGACAAGACCAACAUGAUCGUCUACAUCAUCUGUGGCGUGGUGGCCAUCAUGGUGCUGGUGGGCAUCUUCACCAAGCUGGGCCUGGAGAAGGCACAGGGUCCCCAGACAGAGAUGACCGUCUCCAGGACACUGACAGACCUGCUGAAAGAGCCAGGCCAUGGCCCCUCCGAGCACAUGGACGGCCUCAUGGGGGGCGUGCAGGUCCCGCUGGGUGAGGGGCUGGCCCGGGGGCCCCCCAGGAACAGCACAGACAAGCCGCCUUUGAACAAUGCAGUGGCCAUUGCCCCCCCGCUGGGGCGGCCCCACAGCCACGGCAAGCGCCUACCGCUGGGCAGCAGCCUGGGCCUGCCAGCCCCUGCCUAUGCUGCCUACGCCACCCUCAAGGCUGGAGAGAGCGCCCCUGAGGACUUCUACAGGCGAUUUGGGGGGCCGGAGACGCCAUCCACCAGCACCCUGCCCUUCCUGCCCUCCGAGGCUCCAGCCCUGCCUGAGGGCUGCCCCAAGACCAAGGGUGCCAAGGUGCCAGCCAGCCCAGCCUUCCCUGGGGGCUGGGAGGGGGGCCCCGCACGCGGCCCCCGCCGGCCCGGCCUGGCCCCUCUGCGCCUUGAGGGGCCACCUGAGCCCUUUGGCCCUGCCGCCCCAGUGUACAACCAGCCCCCCCGGCACCUCGCCACCAACAGCAAGACUGAGGUCACCGUCUGACACCACCGGGGAGCAGGGCUGACCCCCGUGCCUGGGCAUGGCUGAUGGCCUCCCCCCAGGGGUGGCCCGAUGGAGAAAAACAUCGUUAGUCCUACAUAAACUGCAACAGCUGGCCAUGUUGGGAGACACAUCAUCCUUCCUGUCCUGGGGAUGGGGCUGCCAGCUGUGCUUCACCAUGGGGGUGGCCAGUCUGUCCCUCCAGCCUGGACAAUGAGUUUCAGCCAUUCUCAGCACACCCCAGGAAGAAGCUGAGCCAAGGCCAUAUUGUGGGACUGGUGCUCUGCUCGGGGGAUGGGAGCCCAAAGCUGGACUGACUGCAGCCCCCACGGAUGGGGCAACACAUCCUACUGGGGCCGGGCACCCCCACCGUGUUCCUGUGACCAGGCACAAGAAGGGCAAAGGACUCAAAGCACCGUCCCCCUGCUGCUGACAGAGCCCGAGCAGCCUCUUUCCCUCCCCAGCCUCCCAUUCCCUACUGCCCCAUCCACCUUCUCAAUAAAUAAUACAUUAAACUGUA